GAUGUAGGACAGCUAUAAACAUGGCCGUGGCGGCCCUCGGGGGCUUCACUCGCCUGCGCGCCUCGACCGCGACCAGUGCGCGCUCCGUGCUUCUCGCUCCGCGCGCUACCUUCGCACCUUAGCGACCCCGUGCGUCCCCGUGACAGGUGCUCACCAUGCGCGCCAGCCUGCUGCUGCUCGUCUUAGGCGUGGUGGUCGUCUCCGCACAGAGGCGGCUCGCCCUCCCCGACCCAAGGAGUUGUGCAAACCGCGUGCGGCACUCGACGUACCGCGACGCUCGGGGCGUGGCCCACGCCUACUUCUUCAGCUGGGAGCACGCCCCCACCAGGAACCUGGAGGUGGACUGGCUGGACGCGAGGAACAUCUGCCGACGACACUGCAUGGACGCCGUGUCGCUCGAGACCCCGCAGGAGAACGAGUUCAUCAAGCAGCGCAUCGCUCGCGGUAACGUCCGCUACAUCUGGACGUCCGGGCGCAAGUGCAACUUCAACGGGUGCGACAGGCCCGACCUGCAGCCCGCCAACGUCAACGGCUGGUUCUGGUCCGGCUCCGGCGCCAAGAUCGGCCCCACCACCCAGAGGAACACCGGCGACUGGUCGCACACCGGCGGCUUCGGCCAGGCCCAGCCCGACAACCGUGAAGCACCCCAGGGCAACGACGAGUCCUGCCUGUCGAUCCUCAACAACUUCUACGGCGACGGCAUGAAGUGGCACGACGUGGCCUGCUACCACCGCAAGCCCUUCGUCUGCGAGGACAGCGACGAGCUCCUCAACUUCGUGGGCUCCCGCAACCCCGGCAUCCGGCUCUGAUCUCUUCCGCCGCUCCGCCGCUCCGCCGCGGUGUGGUGGUGCCACUGCAGCCACGGCAGCCACCGCCACGUGCACCUCCAGCGCUACCAACAUUGCCAUCCUCAUCAUCAUCCAUCACCAGCCUCGGCUGUUGUGCCAACUCAUUCAAAUUAUUUAUUGAGUACUUUCUCUCUCUCUCUCUCUCCUCUCUCUCUCUCUCUCUCUCUCUCUCUCUCUCAUCCUCCCUCUGCAGCAGCAAUUCCUACAUAGCUCCCUCGUUGUCUGGUCACAUCUGGUCACAUUCCUUUUCUUCUUUCACUUUGUUAUGUCGAUUGUUUGCUGUGUUCCCCAUGCCCCUCCCCCUGUUGUAACUACUCCAUUAGAGUGCGUAGUGCGCGAUCCCACCUAUUGUGAAUAUCUCUGUCCUCUCUCUCUCUUUCCUAGUGUACUUUAUGUAUUAAAUUAAACAAUAAAUCGUGUGUCGCUUUGUA
This is a messenger RNA of Thrips palmi, 1279 nucleotides long. RefSeq lists its product as uncharacterized. Bases 156 to 809 code for a protein of 217 amino acids. Lineage: Eukaryota; Metazoa; Arthropoda; Insecta; Thysanoptera; Thripidae. The record is from RefSeq and is a predicted model, not a curated record. The transcript is spliced from 5 exons.